Globicephala melas (long-finned pilot whale) is the source of this 2561-nucleotide messenger RNA. RefSeq lists its product as uncharacterized. Gene Ontology annotation, molecular function: group III metabotropic glutamate receptor activity. Gene Ontology annotation, biological process: G protein-coupled glutamate receptor signaling pathway; regulation of synaptic transmission, glutamatergic. Gene Ontology annotation, cellular component: plasma membrane. The record is from RefSeq and is a predicted model, not a curated record. NCBI's taxonomy places the organism in Eukaryota, Metazoa, Chordata, Mammalia, Artiodactyla, Delphinidae.
GGAGGAGGAGACGGAGCCGAACGCGCAUUUAAAGCGAUAGCCAUCCUCGCUCUCUCCCCAGUGCUGGGCUGUUGGAGAGCUCGAGCUGCAAGCCACCGAGCGCGAGCUCGAGCGCGGCGCGCUGGCCGGGGAACCCAAGAGCGCACGGCGCCCCAAGCUGGCAGGCGCUGCGGGACCCCCCACCCUCGCCGGCUGCCCUUCCCUGGGCGCCCCUACCCUCCUCGCCCGCAGGAGACCCUGGGCUUCCCCGGAGGAGCUCACCCCAAGGGGCCAGGACUCCGGCAAGCCCGCCACCGUCCCCUCGAGUGCCGCCGCCACCACCGCAGCCGCAGGAGCAGCAUGGUCCAGCUGGGGAAGCUGCUCCGCGCCCUGACUCUGGUGACGGUUCCCUGCUGCGUGCUGGAGGUGCUUCUGUGCGCGCUGGCGGCGGCGGCGCGCGGCCAGGAGAUGUACGCCCCGCACUCCAUUCGGAUCGAGGGGGACGUCACCCUCGGGGGGCUGUUCCCGGUGCACGCGAAGGGUCCCAGCGGAGUGCCCUGCGGCGACAUCAAGAGGGAGAACGGGAUGCACAGGCUGGAAGCGAUGCUCUACGCCCUGGACCAGAUCAACAGCGAUCCCAACCUGCUGCCCAACGUGACGCUGGGAGCGCGGAUCCUGGACACUUGUUCCAGGGACACUUAUGAGCUCGAACAGUCGCUCGCUUUCGUCCAGGCGCUCAUCCAGAAGGACACCUCCGAAGUGCGCUGCACCAACGGCGAGCCUCCGGUUUUCGUCAAGCCCGAGAAAGUAGUUGGAGUGAUUGGGGCUUCGGAGAGUUCGGUCUCCAUCCUGGUAGCCAACAUCCUGAGGCUUUUCCAGGGUGAGCGGCGAAGCUGCCGAGCGCCCGCGUCGCUGCCGCGGCCGGAAGACAGACGCCCCCCAAAGCCCCUCGCCUGGCUCGGACCAACGGGGCCGGCAGCCCAGCACUCCGGAGAAUCUUGGUACCAGGACCACACAAUGAAGAACUUGGAGUCCCCAUGGCUAAUCCAGCAGAGAGAAAAGGAGGAACAGAGAUGCGAGAGAAAAUAAAGGGAACUCUUGGUGCAAUUUGGUGCUGCUGCAGGCCCAAGUCCAGACUUGCAGGCUUUCUGGACCUCUGAGGAAGAUAAGCACUUCACUGGAACCUCUGCUACAGAACCAAACAUAUUGAAAUGACUCUUUACGAAGAUACUGAAACAACAGAAAAAGAAUACAUGACGAUUGUUUCUCCUGAGGGUUCAGUUACCUAGGGGGCCUUUAGCAAACUUUGACUGAUAAAUGUAACCUUUCCUUCCUUGGCAAUAGUUGAUCACACUGUGAGGAAAACAAGUUAGAGAAUGGAAAAAUAAUAUUUGGAUUUCAACGAAAUAAUAAAGAUGCAGGGACUAUCUUUGACUUUUGCAAGGUGAGAAGACAGUUUACAUUUUGAUUAUUUGAUGGCAGGAAUCCCUUUUAAAACAGGGCCAGUCUGCAUGAUGCAUUUAAAAAUCAACCUUUUCAAAUACAGCCAUAACCCCCACAAUAUUUCUUGAUUUCUCUGGGGUCAGAUAAACCAUCACAUCUCACAGUGGUGUCCUGUAUAUGAAAGUGAUAAACAUAACCUGGAAGCACAGCAGUGGCUAAAAAUAUGGAGCUGGUAGCCAUUCGUUGAAAUUAUUUUUUGCUUUUAAUUCAUUGCAUAAAAUGCUAAUGUCCAAAUUAAGGCAGGUAGAUCUUACCAACCAUCAAGAGCUUCAGCCCUGCUAACAGCUAAGUAUGCACUUUUAAACCCUACUUUGACUGCUCCAGAAACUUACUGGGUUUCUUUAAUGCCUCUUUUACUAUUUCCUUUGUGUCAUUUUGUUUUUCUUUAAAAACACAGCUGUGUGAUCUUGGGGAAGUUAUAUUAUUUCCUUGAGACUUGGUUGCCUUCUCUGUGAAUAUCUGGGUAUAAUUUUAGUAUUGCUCAAUAGAAUUUUUGGUGAUAAUGAAAAUAUUGUAUAUCUGUAUCAUGCAAUGCAGUAUUCAAUAGCUACAUGGAGCUAAUAAACAUCUUUGGAAUAUGGCAAAUGCAACUGAGGAACUGAUUUUUUAAUCUUAUUUUUAAAUUUGUUUAAAUAUAAAUAAUGCCACGUGGCUAGCAUCUGUUGACAGUACAGAUCUACAUAAUAUUUUAAGGACACUCUCCACUCAAAAACUCUACCAUUCAUUAACUCAACCUAAAUAUUUUUGCCCUCUGACAAACAAAAAAUAAUUUAUGCUUCCCUUGAAAUUAUCUGUCAAGACCUUUAUCAGUUUGGGGACAUUAUAUUCUUAAAAUUGACUUUGCUUUAUGAAACUUUAAUAAUGCUGGACUUUCCUGCCCUCGGUACCACCUUUGUGAUGAUGGGAAAUAUUGUGGAUGAUCAAGGACCAUUUCAAGAGAUCAUGGAGAGAAACCUCCUUCUGGAUUUAAUUUCAUUAUGAGGAUGUCAGAAUGCUAAAUUACUUAAAAUAAAACCCAUACCGUUUUUAUGCUAAGUUAUAUUCUACAUGUAGCUGGAAAAAUGUUAAAAAGAUUUUUA